CGAUAAAUAAAAAAAGGCCUCGCACGGCCUGUUGUUACUAUGGUUACAUUCGAUCAACUUUAAAAUCUGAGAAGAUUAUUUUAACGGUUUGCUCGCUAACAACCAGCAGGUAUAAAAAAAAUGUAGUCGCUGUCUAAUGUAAACUUUUUAUACAUUUGGUACGUGUGUAAAUGUGUUAUAGUUUAGCUGCAAAGCCCAGUCAUGGAAACUUACGUUGACAACCUCAUUGAGGAUGAAGCAGAGUUUGAGAUUCUUCAUGCCAAACCCACCUGCUUCAUUAUUAUUGGGAAGCCGGGGGUUGGCAAAUCUUGUCUUGCCAGAAAAUUAGCCAAGUUUUGGAAUUGUGUCUUGAUUGAUGACACAGAAUUGCUCAACCAACAUAUCAGUGAUAAAACAGAAAAAGGAUUAGAGCUUCUCGAGAUUUUGACUCAAGGCAAAAGUAUCUCUGAAGAUAUGAUGGUCCAGCUGAUUCUUGAGAAGCUCAAGUCACCAGAGGUUGAACACUAUGGUUACGUGCUCAGCUGCAUGCCCACCAUGUCAGAGGAGUACUUGAAGAUACAGGAACAGAUCGAGCUCAUCAAGAACCUCAGACUGGCACCUGAUUUCAUCAUAAACAUCAAGUGUCCGGACAGGGACCUAACCAACCGCCUGGCGGGCCAGAGGCAGCACCCCGAAACGGGCAGGGUGUUCCUCAUGGAUCAGUGGGACCCGCCGAAGAAGGACACUACCAAGAAGAAUAUGGAGACGGAGGCGGAAGGGGAGGAGGAUGAUGAGGAGCAGCUGGAGGAAAAUGAAGUGCAGCCAAUCCUACACAAAUACAUAUUAUUCUUAUUGGCUUUUUUAGACGUGUUGUUAUAUUCUCACUAGGCAGGCUUGCCUGUAAGGCAAUCACAACUCUAGAUUUUUUACAGUCUUAUUAUUAUUAUUCCAAUUUCUUACACAUGCUCUAGAACCUAAACGAUUAAAGUUAUAAUAUGCAAUAUUUAUAAGCUACAUGGCAAUAUUUAAGUGAUCUUCUAAUGCAUUUCAAUGUGAAAACAUUUGCAUAGACUUAAAUGGGGGACCAUUUUUUUCUUUGACUAUGACCAUGGUAAUUAGGCUAAUUUGCAUAAUUAGUGUUCAUUCAUCCAAAAAUAGUAUCUCUUGAACCGUUAAAGCUAGAGGGAUGAAACCUAGGCUGUCGAACAUAAAAUCCAUGAAUGGUUAUCAACUAUAUUUACAUUAACUAUUCUAGUUUGCAUAAUUAACAUUAAUUUCCCUUUAAAAAGUAUCUCAUGAACCAUUCAAGCUUAAGAGACCGAACCAACUUUGUUUCACAUCCCAUCACAUCACUAUCCCAGCUUAUCAUUCUUAAGAGUAUUCAACUUUGUUAAUAUUAAUUAGGUUAAUUUAUAUUAUUACAGUUAAUUAACCCUAAAACAGUAUCUUUUGAACUGUACAAGCUAGAGAACAAACUGAAUGCAUUCAUUUUAUCAACUUAAACUAGUUUUCUCAACUUGAACUAGUAGACAUUUUUAACUUAUGAGUGUAUUAAUUAACCAAAUGUGUAUCAUUAGCGAUAAUUAACCCUAAAGUAGUAUCUCUUGAACCGUUCAAGCUAGAGUGACCAAACCAACUUUGUUAAACCUGUUUAGGCUUUUCCAACAAAAUUCUUAAAUGUUUAUCAACUAUCUCUUUAUUAACAUGCCUAAUUUGCAUAAUUACCUAUGAUCUUGUAAUGGUUCUUACGGAGCCACUCCUUAGUUGCCCUGGCUGUGU
Molecule: messenger RNA, 1758 nt
Organism: Esox lucius (northern pike)
Lineage: Eukaryota; Metazoa; Chordata; Actinopteri; Esociformes; Esocidae
Product: adenylate kinase 9-like
Exons: 7
Coding region: 202-867 (221 amino acids)
Biological process (GO): AMP phosphorylation
Cellular component (GO): cytoplasm
Molecular function (GO): AMP kinase activity; nucleoside diphosphate kinase activity; ATP binding
Source: RefSeq, a predicted model, not a curated record